Molecule: messenger RNA, 3261 nt
Organism: Falco peregrinus (peregrine falcon)
Lineage: Eukaryota; Metazoa; Chordata; Aves; Falconiformes; Falconidae
Gene: MCAM
Product: melanoma cell adhesion molecule
Exons: 16
Coding region: 73-1932 (619 amino acids)
Biological process (GO): angiogenesis
Cellular component (GO): plasma membrane
Source: RefSeq, a predicted model, not a curated record
CUCCUCCUCCUCCACCGCCUGACGUCACCCACGGCCCCGCUCAGUCGCGGGCGGCCGGCGGCGGCGGUGGGCAUGGCUGGGGGGCGGCGGGCGGCCGGGCUCGCCCUGGGCUGGGGCUGCUGCCUCCUGCUCUGCUGCGCUGCAGCCAGCCGGAUGGAGGUCUCCAUGCCAGCGGUGGUCGAAGUGGAGAUCGGGGACACGGCCAGGAUCGAGUGCAACUUCUACAUCCCUGAAAAUGAUUCCUACACCUACAUCAACUGGUUCUACAUCGACGGCAACAACCAGGUGAGGCUGUGCCACAUCAUAGGCAGCAAGGUCGUGGAGGAUAACACGGACUACAAGGGGCGGCUCUCGGUGGGGGAGGACAAGGCCCUCUCCAUCAGCAAGGUGACGGUGCAGGAUGCCAGGACCUUCGUGUGCCAGGUCGAGGCGGGCAGCCACGGUGCGGGCGAGAACCGCUCUGAGCUCCGCGUCUACAAGGUCCCCGAGACCCCUGAGAUUGUGGCCAACUCGGGAGGCAUCUCAGUGCACAGCACUGACAUCCCGCAGAUUGCCCAGUGUGUGAGCAGGAACAGCUUCCCGUUCUCCAACAUCACAUGGUACAAGAAUGGGAAGCAGCUGCAGCAGCAGGAGAAGAUGGUGAAGAUCAUGGACACGCUGACCCGCGAGUCGAGCGGGCUGUACACGGUGAGCAGCACCCUCUUUGCCCGCGUCACCCGAGAGGAUCGCAACUCCCUCUACCACUGCACCGUGCACUACUGGCUGCGGGGACACAGGCGCACCAUGGAGUCACGGCCAGUCAAUGUCACAGUCUUCUACCCUGCGCAGCACGUGAAGCUGCAGGUCAUGCCGUCCUCAAUGCUGGUGAAAGAAGGGGAUAACGUGAAGCUGGUCUGCGAGGCUGACGGGAACCCAGCACCCGUCUUCAGCUUCUAUAAGAGAGAUCUGGGAGACUGGCAGGAUGUGUCAUCACUGGCAGAUGCCAACAGUGGGGUGCUAUACCUGCGUGACGUGACUAAGAACAGCAGUGGCCUGUACAGGUGCCAGACCCUGGACUUGGAUGAUAUGGGACAGCUUGAGCAGGAUGUGGAGCUUGUUGUGAACUACAUUGAAGAGGUCCGUGUGAAGAUGGAGCCAUCCUCACCCCUUAAGGAAGGGGAUAGUGUGAGGCUGAGCUGUGAUGCCAACAGCCCUGUGGCCCUGGACUACCAGUGGAGGGAUGACAAGGGCAAGAAGGUUGCAGAAGGGAACCAGCUCUUCCUGAGCAACCUCACCUUCGAAACCUCCAGAAACUUCAGCUGCAAGGUGAUUGCACCGAGCGUGCCAGGGCUGGAGCAGAGCAAGCAGGUGGCCGUGGCCGUUCAGGGGAAGCCGCGGAUUGUCGCCAUCAGCUCCCCGCUGUACGUGCGGCAGGACGAGGUGGUGAACCUGACCUGCAAGGCCAUUGCUUUCCCCAAGCCUUCUGUCCACUGGAACGUCAAUGGGACGGCUCAUGAGUACAUUGAAAACCAGCACAUCGCCAGCAACCUGACGGUGCGUGUGAACCAUGACCUGCUGCGGGCAGGAGCCAUGUGCAGGGUCUCCAACGCGCUGGGUGUCAGCGAGAAGCACAUCCAGCUGCUGGUGGAAUCCAUCAGAAAAGAUCAAAAGACACCAGAGAGCAAAGGGGUGAUCAUUGUGGCCAUCAUCGUCUGCAUCCUCGUGGUGGCUGUGCUGGGGUCUGUCAUCUACUUCCUGCACAAGAAAGGCAAGAUCCCAUGUGGCCGCGCUGGGAAACAGGACAUCACAAAGCCAGAGGCACGUAAAGACAAGAUUGUAGUUGAAGUUAAGUCAGAUAAACUUUCCGAAGAGGCGGGGCUCCUGCAGGGUGCCAACGGCGAGAAGAGACCUGCCGCUGACCAGAGCGAGAAAUACAUCGAUCUGAGAAACUAGAGAGGGAAUCUACUAAGUGCUUUCUUCCUUCAAACCUUUCCUGCUCUUGGAUUGCCUUGUCCCACCCCUGCUCCAGCACCUGGGGAGCACGGCCAGAGACAAUUACUGCGUCGCAGUGCUGAGCCCCAGCGCGCAGGGGACGCCUCUGACUCACCUGUCCGUUACCUCAGCCGUGGGCUUGCAGGUUGUCAACUUAGCAGCAGCAAAGCUGGACUUGCUUACUACUACUACUACUACUACAGGGAAGCCAACAGCAAUAUUAGAAAGAAAUACCCCAUUAAGCUACCCGGUGGAAGGAUUGGAGGCUUUUUCAGGAAAUCUGUCCUGUACGUAUGUGUGGGAAGGUUUUGAUGCGUUUUACCCCAAACUUGCUCAGAAAAGCUGGUGAAAUUGUUGUUUUUCUUUUGGGAUGUCCCAGGCAUCUUAGCUGUAGCGGUGCGCAGGUUAGAUGAGCGAAGGGUGGAAGUGAUGCGUUAGAGCGGCGGUUGGCAGCCGCUGGGGAGGGGGUAGUGCUUUGCUUUGCCUUGAAACUGGUGUCGUUGGCUCAGCCCAGCGUGUCCUGGCGGUGCUGUGCAGGCAGGGAGCUCCGUACCGGUAGCUGUGAUCCUGCAGGAGGUGAGUACCUGGCAGAGGGGACAGGGGUGCCCAUCGCCCAGGCACACGCCGGACCAAGGGCUUGGCUUCCCUGGCUUCUAGCGGAGCCGUGCCGAAGUGCCGGGGAGGGCUUCCCUCCCCCCGCUCCCCAGGGAAUUGGAUCGCUUUUGGGGGGGCUGCACAGCUGCUGGCAACAGCGGGUGCCAGAGCCCUCCCCCCCAAAUUUAAAAGUAAGGAAUAUUAGGCUAGGGCCAGUCAGCGAUGUCUCAGGGUUUUUUAUUUCUGUGCUGAACAAUUACCACCCCCAGGAGAAACUGGUUUAUUUCUGUGCUUCGGUGGCACCUCUGGCCCCGCAGCGGAGCCGUGGGGAGGGCGGACGGGCGAGCAGCUUGCCCUGGCCUGCCCCAGCCCUGCGCCCCCACGGCUCCGUCCCCUGCCCCCUCCUAGAGACAUCAGCCCCCUGCAGCCCCUCCUGCCUCUAAGUCACUUAGUGCUCUGGUGUCCACAAGCCCCUCCGGCCCCUGCCGGCUCCCGUUCACGCGGCGGCCAGCGUCCCACAAGCCGUGAGCUGUACUCGUGAGCUGCAAGUGUUGUCGAAGCAGAAGCAAAAGCUUUGGUUUAUAUAUAUAUAUAUAUUUUUGUUGGAUUGUGUGUACAUUUCCAGAAGUUUUUGUCUGAUAACUUGCAAGGGUUUUUUUUAUAUAUGUGAAAAUAAAGUACAAAGUUCAAAGCCGG